AUGGGCGUUCAGACGCUGCUGCAUGCCGAGUCGAUCUGCGUGGCGUCGUAUGUCGCGGACCUCGACGUGAAGGAGCGCGUGCUCCUUGUGCCCAAGUGGGUCGAGCGCCAAGUCGUGCUCACGGGCCAAACGCUCGAGGUCUUGGACGGCGAGAAGCUCAAGUUUGCCUGCAACACGGCCUACUGCACGACGCGGCUGCUCGACCCGAUCGACGACACCCACUGCUUUCCGUUCCAGCUCCUCGAACACGGCAAGGUCAAGUUGACAUUGAACGCACCGACGUCAUCGGCGCGGGACGAGGUUCUCUCGCAUUUGGACAAGGCGAUCGCGUCCGAGACGUGGAUUGUCGAGCCCAAGAACAUGUGGGACACCUUUCUCUCGGUGGCGGUCGCCAUCAACGCUGCACCGUCGCGCCACGACGCACUGGGCAUCCGCCCCUGCAACGUCUCGGUGCAGAAGGUGCACCAGCACGUACUCAACAUGAAGGCGCUGUACGACCUGGUCGCGACCAUGCCGAAUGUCGAGGACCUCUACGCACACUUUUUGGCGCUCGAGUACGAGUACAACCAUCGUAAGCAGGGCAACUUUGCCCACACCGUGCACCUAUUGCACCCUGUCAAGUACAAAUUGGGCACCAAGCCGGAGCCGUCGCUCCGCAGCAUCGUGACGUACUGUCCCCGCCAAGGGUGCGCAGCGGCGUUGCCCUUGGCGCUCGCAUACCAAAUGCACAUCCUCAACAAGGCGAUCCUGUGCCCGUCGUGCGGCCAUGGCAUCCGGUACGAGACGUACAACAUUGCGGCGUUUUGCGCCAAACACCCGUCGUUCGCGAUAAGCGGCGCGCUGCGCAACGAGCCCUUCGAGUACAAAGUAGUCGUCCCCGGUAUCCCGAGCAACGGCCGGUGGGUCACGUUUCUCGAGGAGCUCAAGCGCAGCGUUGCGGCCAACGCCAUCACCGCAAGCGCGAGUGGUGUCCGGUCCAUGCGGUCGAUGAUUGACGCCGCCGUCCGGGUGUACCGCCAGAACGUUCUUGGACGCUUCCACCUCGACUUGGUCCAAGGCAUGUUUCGACAGCUCGACUUUGUCAACAAGAUGUGCCCACACUUUGAGUACUGGACACACCCGGACGUGCUCACGGCGUCGAUUGCCCGCUACGAGCAGUUCAUGCACCUUUGGUCCGUCAAGGAGCCCGCGACGAUCCUUGUGCCGACGUCGGACAUUGAUUUGGUCUGGCACACGCACCAGACGACGCCCAACAUCUACGCUGCGUACUGUGCGUCGCUGCAUUCGCACCAGCGACUGCUUGACCACGACGAUACUAUCAGCGGUGGCGACCUCGCCAAAGGCUACGCCGACACGUUUGUACUCUGGUCGAAGACGUUCAACGAAGCGUACUCGAGCUUCCCACCGAGCUACGAAGCGUGGAUCAAGGACAAGCCCACGGGUCUCCUUGCACGCCGCGCAUGGCGCAAGACGUGGGCCAAGCACGGCGCCGUGCCCUCGAAAGCUCACCGCUUUUACGGCGUCAACGAGCCCUACCCGACCGAAGCCAUGCCGUAUGCGGUCGCUGUCCACGAAGCCUCCAAGCCCGACGAACACCCGCUGCCUGUCUACGUGACGGUGAUUGGCACGCCAGUCAUGGACGGCCGCGUGCGCCAGCCGUACUCACGUCACACUGUCUUGAUGUACGAUGCCGGUCUCCCGUACUACUACAUGCCCUACACCCACCUCGGUGGCUGCGGUGGCUUCGGCUAUUACGGGUCAAGCGGCGGCUGCGGCGUCUCGGGCACGGCGUACGGUGCUGAAGGCGGUUGCGGCACGAUCGCCGGCAAUGGCGGCUGCGGCGCCGGUGGCUGUGCAACGGGCGGCUGCUCGACGGGCUGUGGCGGUGAUGGCGGUGGCGGUGGUGAUGGCGGUGGCUGCGGUGGUGAUGGCGGUGGCGGCGGUGGUUGUGGUGGCUGCGGUGGAUGUGGCGGCUGCGGUGGCUGCGGCGGCUGACCAAAGUCUUUACCACUGAUAUAGCCUAACCAACAAGUAGCAGUAUCC
This is a messenger RNA of Saprolegnia diclina VS20, 2043 nucleotides long. RefSeq lists its product as hypothetical. The record is from RefSeq and is a predicted model, not a curated record. The transcript has a single exon. Bases 1 to 1995 code for a protein of 664 amino acids. Lineage: Eukaryota; Oomycota; Saprolegniomycetes; Saprolegniales; Saprolegniaceae.